Molecule: messenger RNA, 827 nt
Organism: Oncorhynchus tshawytscha (Chinook salmon)
Lineage: Eukaryota; Metazoa; Chordata; Actinopteri; Salmoniformes; Salmonidae
Product: retinol-binding protein 1-like
Exons: 4
Coding region: 198-602 (134 amino acids)
Biological process (GO): fatty acid transport
Cellular component (GO): nucleus; cytosol
Molecular function (GO): fatty acid binding
Source: RefSeq, a predicted model, not a curated record
GGUAGUGGAUCAGCGACAGAGGAAGGGAAUGAAUUAGCGGAGUUCCAAUUCUUCAAAAAAGUAAUUGGAUUAAAGUGGUUCUGGUUAAAAUUGGAGGUAUGGACAGCGGUCCGACAUUCGAUUGCAAGUUAACAGCGGUAUCAGAUCUCCUUUACCCUUUUCACUGGAAAUAAGGAAACCAGAAACACACAGCCAAUAUGCCAGUUGACCUGAAUGGGUAUUGGAAAAUGAUCUCCAAUGACAACUUUGAGGAGUACAUGAAAGCCCUCGAUGUAAAUGUUGCCAUUAGGAAAAUUGCCAACUUGUUGAAGACUGACAAAGACAUCAGUGUUGAUGGUGAUCACAUGGUCAUCAAGACCCUCAGUACCUUUAAGAACUACAACAUGGAUUUCCAUGUUGGCAAGGAGUUUGAAGAGGAUCUGUCAGGGGUCGAUGACAGAAAAUGCAUGACAACUAUCUCAUGGGAGGGGGACAAGCUGGUGUGUGUUCAGAAGGGAGAGAAGGAGGGCCGAGGCUGGACCCAUUGGGUGGAGGGAGAUAAGCUUUAUUUGGAGCUGAGAGUUUGUGGAGUUGUGUGCAAGCAGGCUUUCCAGAAAACCUAAACCAGCACUGGAACAACAGAACGGCGCACCCGGCCUGAGAGGGCAAGACAUACAUGAACAUGACCCAAGCCUGUGACAGAGAACCCCUUUUGUAAUCAUCUGUCUGCCCAUCCAUCCAUUCUUCUUUAUUUCCAUCCAUCCUUUUACAUUUAAUUCCAUCAAGACUGUUACAUUGCCCCACUCAAACUAUCCACAACAGGGGAGAUGUAACAAAAAGGAAAACAA